AUGAAUCCUAAUAGAACUGUAGCUAUUAUUGGAGGUGGUCCUGCAGGAUUGGUCAGUUGUAAAUCGGCAUUAGAGGCGGGUAUGCUGCCAACACUCUUUGAGAAGAACCGAGACAUUGGUGGAGUAUGGUCGAAAUCUAGUGGCUUUGUUUGGGACAGUCUCAGAGUCAACUUUGCCGUCUAUGCAAUGGUCUUCUCUGAUUUCCCUUGGGAGGCAGAUUGGCACACCGGAAACUAUCCUCCACACGUACAGCUCAGCCAGUAUCUAGAGAGAUACGCCAAUCACUUUAACCUCAUGAAACACAUCAAGUUUAACUCCACUGUCACCAGAGUGUACCAGGCGCCUGGCAGUCAGAGAUGGACUGUCCAAUACAACCAGGAUCAGAGUGAAACAUUCGACUGUGUAAUUGUUGCCAGUGGCAAGUUUAAUAAUCCACGUACCCCUAAUAUUCCAGGAAUAGAGUCAUUCACUGGAACCUAUAUUCACAGUAGGGAAUAUAAGAAUCGACAACAGUUCAGAGGACAAUCGUUUCUGGUGGUAGGAGACAACCAUAGUGGUGCAGAAAUAUCAGCGGAUUUGGCAGGGAAUCACGAUGAUGUAUCCGUCACCCAAUUGAUGAAACGUCCGAAAUGGAUCAUAAAAAGAGAACAACCGAGAUAUCUUUUGGAUCCGACAAAGGAACCUGCCGUCGAAGAGGAAGAAGCACCAUCGAAAGAGACCGUUCCCUACGAAUUUAUUCUCUAUUGUAGAAAAUCUAUUGACUAUGACAAUGAGAAAUACAAAUCUCCUGAGGAACGAUUCAUACACAAGAACGAAUGGCUCUCAAAGCUUUGUAGUAAACAACAAACCAAUGAGAAUCUCCGCAAACAACUUCCAAUUCAAGAUACACCGUCCUAUACGAUAUCCGAUGUCUACACUGACCUAGUCUUGAAAGGACGCAUCACCAUUGAAAGAUCAGAAGUCAUCAGAAUCGAUGGAAAAACAAUCCACUUUUCCAAAGGAGAACCAAAGCAGUUCGAUCACAUUAUCUUUGCAAACGGGUACUCCUAUGAAAUUUCAUUUUUGGAUAAAGAUCUACUGGAGGAUCUCCACUAUGAUCCGUCGAACCGACUCAUACCGAUUGCUCUUCACAAAUCGGUGUUUCCACCUACGAAAUGGCAGAAUAUUGCUUUUGUUGGCUGGUAUGUUGGUGCUCUCUUUCCGGUGACAGAACUUCAGUCGCGUUGGGUAUCGCAGGUACUCUCACAACAGAUGAGUCCGCCAACCAGUGAGCAAAUCAACGCUGGCAUACUUGAUGAGCUCGCCAUUCGAAAGAAUCGGUUCAAUCUGAGACUCCCACAUGCAAACAUGGUGGUAAUGGCCGAUAAGAUUGCCUCGCAAUUCGGUGUACUUCCAGAUUUCGAGAGAAUCAAGCGUGAAGAUCCCGAUCUAUACAAACUAAUCUACAACAACUUCUCAUCGCCUGCAAUCUACCGACUGUCAGGUCCAUAUUCAAAGCCAGAACUUGCCAAACAAAUAUUAUCAAACAUCAACAAACAAUUCUAUGAUAUCUAA
Heterostelium album PN500 is the source of this 1554-nucleotide messenger RNA. Its product is annotated as flavin-containing monooxygenase. The coding region runs from base 1 to 1554 and encodes 517 amino acids. Lineage: Eukaryota; Evosea; Eumycetozoa; Acytosteliales; Acytosteliaceae. Gene Ontology annotation, molecular function: N,N-dimethylaniline monooxygenase activity; flavin adenine dinucleotide binding; NADP binding. The record is from RefSeq and is a predicted model, not a curated record. The transcript has a single exon.